Molecule: messenger RNA, 1887 nt
Organism: Tachyglossus aculeatus (Australian echidna)
Lineage: Eukaryota; Metazoa; Chordata; Mammalia; Monotremata; Tachyglossidae
Gene: GBX2
Product: gastrulation brain homeobox 2
Exons: 2
Coding region: 86-1120 (344 amino acids)
Biological process (GO): regulation of transcription by RNA polymerase II; regulation of nervous system development
Cellular component (GO): nucleus
Molecular function (GO): DNA-binding transcription factor activity, RNA polymerase II-specific; RNA polymerase II transcription regulatory region sequence-specific DNA binding
Source: RefSeq, a predicted model, not a curated record
CGCCUUGGGCCAGAAUUUAAUUUUGUUUUGUGGGUUUCUUUCCUUUUUUUUUUUUUUCCUGGCAUUUACACCACCAAGAGCUUAUAUGAGUGCAGCCUUUCAGUCAUCCCUAAUGAUGAUGCAGCGCCCCUUGGGAAGCAGCACCGCCUUCAGCAUAGACUCUCUGAUAGGCAGCCCUCCCCAGCCCAGCCCGGGCCACUUCGUCUACACCGGCUACCCCAUGUUCAUGCCUUACCGGCCGGUGGUCUUACCCCCUCCUCCCCCUCCCCCGCCCACGCUCCCGCAGGCCUCCCUGCAACCGGCCCUGCCCCCGUCCCACCCCCACCACCAGAUCCCCAGCCUGCCCACCGGCUUCUGCUCCAGCCUGGCUCAAGGCAUGGCCCUCACCUCCACCCUAAUGGCCACCCUGCCCAGCAGCUUCUCAGCUUCCCCCCAGCACCAGGAGACGGCACGGAAGUUUGCGCCUCAAGCCCUGCAGGGAAACUUCGACAAGGCGGAGGGGAUCCAGCCGGAGACCGAGGACGGGAAGUCCUUCCUGGGCAAGGAGAGCUCCCUGCUGUCCUUCUCGGCCUCCGAGGCCAUGCAAGCCUCCCUCGUCGGGGCUGUCAGGGUCCCCGGGAAAGACGAUGCCAAAGGGGAAGACGACUCGAAGGGCAAAGAGGAAAGCUUCUCCAUGGACAGCGACCUCGACUACAGCUCGGACGACAACAUCCCGGGCCCAGCCGGCCACAAGGAGGAAGACCCGGGCGCCGCGCUGGAGGAGAGCGCCCAGAGCGUGCCCAGCGCCGGGGCCACCACGUCCACCGGCAAGAACCGGCGGCGGCGGACGGCCUUCACCAGCGAGCAGCUGCUCGAGCUGGAAAAGGAGUUUCACUGCAAAAAGUACCUGUCCUUGACGGAGCGGUCCCAGAUCGCCCACGCCCUCAAACUCAGCGAAGUGCAGGUUAAAAUCUGGUUCCAGAACCGCAGGGCCAAGUGGAAACGCGUGAAGGCCGGCAACGCCAACUCCAAGACAGGGGAGCCCUCCAGGAACCCCAAGAUCGUCGUGCCCAUCCCAGUCCACGUCAGCAGAUUUGCCAUCAGAAGUCAACACCAGCAGCUGGAGCAAGCGAGACCCUGAGUGGCCUCCGGGCGCUCAAGACCCAGACACCUUCACCGACACAAAGAUUAAGUAGAGAGACAAGGAAAAAGAAGGUCUACGGCCUUUCUCCGAAUCAAGUGUGAAAAAUUAAAGAAACUGAAACCUGAACUUUGACAUUUCAAGUAAACCGAGAAUACAGUCCUUGAAAAAAAAAACUACUUUUGAAGGGGGAAAAAAAUCAAACCUGAAGAGAGACACUAAAAUAUUUAUUAUACUAUCUUACUUUGUAUAUAUAUAGCUAUAUAUACUGGAUCUCAGCUGCAGUAUUUUGACUGUUGGGGGACCAAAUACCCAAUGACAUGAACGUCUGACAUUCCAGAAGGGAAAAAAGAACCACACACACACACACACACACACACACACACACACACGAACACAGCAAAAACCUGAAAUGCAUAAUAACCACCUUCCAAUUUUUGUUUCUUACUCUUUCCAAAGGUAAAAUGAAACAAAAAAGUGAACGUUUGACUUUUUUUGUGGUUUUGUUUUGUUUGUUUUCUUUUGCCUUCUUUGGGUUGGCUGAGAGGCAAGACAUCUGAGAGCCCUCCUUGGUAACUGGGUUCGUGCUUGGCUUUCUCUCCGUUGGGUGGCUUCUUCUGAACAAGCCGUGUCUAAAGCUCCGUCUCUGUCUAUGGUGUUUUAAUUUAUUUCAAUGUAGCUUUUCGCCUCUAUAAGUUAUGAAGUUGAAAACGAACUCAGUCUUGUGAAUAAUAAAAAGAAAAGAAAAGAAAAAGGACAACAGACCU